CACACACCGCUCGUAAAGCACACUACGGCAGGAAGGAUCCAACGCGACUCCGCGUCGAUCGUAAACAUAGCAUGAAGUUGAUGAAGUUUCUGGAUGUAGACGGAGAAUGUGCGCUGAUCGCGACGCAACAGCACUGAGAUCAGAGACGCGUUCAUCAUAUCUCUAAGCUCCUCUGAACGCGUUAUUGUGAAGGUGUAUAAUGUUGAGAAGUGUGCUGACUGUGCUGCUGGUUGUGAUCGCUUCACCUGUUGUCUGUAUAGAAGACUUAGGCAGCACUGGUGACAUCGAGUGUGUGUGUGAGGGCUCGUUGUGUGGCGGUGUCCAGCGUUGUUUUGGCCGUCAGUGUUUCUCCUCGCUGUCUAUCCAGAACAGGAAGGCCCUCCAGCAGAAGGGGUGCAUUGUGGGUAGUGAUGAAGAGGCUGUGCGCUGCAGAAGCUCCCUUUCACUGUCGUCUGUGGAUACAGUGCAGUGUUGCCAAGGAACAUUGUGUAAUAUGAAUGUUACCGUGGAAAUGCCAAGCACAGAAGUGGCUGGAAUCUCCUCAUCAUCUGUGCAGCAGUGUGUGUGUGAGGGUGAGGAGUGUGUGAGCGGGCUGUCAUGUUGGGGCGAGAAGUGUUUUGCCUCCGUGAGUGUGAGAGAGGGGGUCCUGCGCUCUCAGAGGGGCUGUUUCAAUGACACCACCUGUGACACACCUGCCUCACCUGACACCAUAAUCAGCUGCUGUAUGGGACACCUGUGUAACGCCAACAUCACUUUACAACUGCCUGUCAGAGAUGAGGAGUUGAAGGCGGCUCCCACGGAGCACGAGUGUGUGUGCGAGGGCCGCUCGUGUGUGACGGGGAACCGCUGUAUGGGUCAGCAGUGCUUCUCUUCUCUCACUCUCAGUGACGGCACACCUGUGUCUCAGAAGGGCUGUUUUAAGGUGUACGAGCAGGGGAGGAUGACCUGCAAGACUCCCCCGUCACCUGACCAGAUCGUAGAGUGCUGUCAGGCUCACCUCUGCAACAUGAACCUCACUGUGGCACUUCCUGUACGAGAGGUGGAUGGCCACAGCUAUAGUGUGAUGACGCUGAUUGUGGUGAUCGUGGCUCCAGUCAUUGUUUUGAUCUUUCUGUCUGCUGUGGCGAUCCUGAUCUUCCGUCGUAUUCACCAUCAUCAGAUGGAGCGGCUGACGCCACGUGACGCAGAGUACGGCACCAUCGAUGGUCUGAUCACGUCUAAUGUGGGAGAGAGCACACUCGCGGAUUUGUUGGAUCACUCCUGUACAUCUGGCAGUGGUUCCGGUCUGCCGUUUCUGGUUCAGAGGACCGUAGCCAGACAGAUAACACUGAGCGAGUGUGUGGGUAAGGGACGAUAUGGAGAGGUGUGGAGGGGUCAGUGGCAGGGUGAGAGUGUGGCAGUGAAGAUCUUUUCAUCUCGAGAUGAGAAAUCCUGGUUCAGAGAGACUGAAAUAUACAACACUGUACUGCUGCGACACGACAAUAUACUGGGCUUCAUUGCAUCAGAUAUGACAUCACGUAACUCCAGCACUCAGUUAUGGCUCAUCACACACUAUCAUGAGAUGGGCUCGCUGUAUGAUUACCUGCAGCUUAGCAUGCUGGAUGCGGCUGCUUGCCUGCGGAUGGCGCUGUCCAUCGCCAGUGGUCUGGCACAUCUGCAUGUGGAGAUCUUCGGCACUCAGGGCAAACCAGCCAUCGCUCAUAGAGACCUAAAGAGCAAGAACAUCUUGGUGAACAAAAACGGCCAGUGCUGCAUCGCAGACCUCGGUCUGGCCGUGAUGCAUUUUCAGGACACAAAUGAGCUGGAUGUAGGCAAUAACCCUAAAGUUGGGACGAAGCGUUACAUGGCUCCGGAGGUUCUGGAUGACUCCAUUCAGACAGACUGCUUUGAAUCUUAUAAACGAGUGGACAUCUGGGCCUUUGGACUUGUGCUGUGGGAGAUCGCUAGAAGAACUGUUAGCAAUGGUAUUGUAGAAGAUUACAAGCCUCCGUUCCAUGAUGUGGUGCCGAGUGACCCCAGCUUUGAGGACAUGAAGAAGGUGGUGUGCACAGACCAACAGAGACCCAACAUCCCAAACAGAUGGUUCUCUGAUCCUACUUUAACAUCAAUCUCUAAACUGAUGAAGGAAUGCUGGUACCAGAAUCCAUCAGCUCGACUCACAGCGUUACGCAUCAAAAAGACUCUGACGAAAAUUGAUAACUCUCUGGACAAAAUAAAAGCAGACAUUUGAACUGCUUCCAUACGGAAGAUCUCGAAGGCCUUUAUCACGCCCAGCGGACGUCUCGUCUGGAGAAGACGCCAGAGAAAAGACACCGUCUGAGCUUAUUGCUCUUAUAGAGGCACAUCAUAUUUAUUUUGAACUUGCAGUGGGACACAUUUUGGCAUCCAAAGAUGGUGUAGUGGGCAUUUAAAAGACUACAGACAGUCUUUUGUCAGUGUGGGAGUUCUCUCUUUAAAGACAUAGGAUCUUUCACACAUUAUGUUCCAUAGCUUAAAGACAGUUACAGAAUAUACUAGACAUUUACAGUUUUCUUUUAAAAUGGCUUCACUCUAGUGCUGUCUGCAAAAUAUCAGUUUCAUUUAGCAAUAUUUUGCAUUCCAUAUUUGCACUGUUACAGAUAACUAAACAAUUUGCAAAUGGAGCCAAUCUAUUUUAUAAUGCAGAUGCACCAUAUCUAACUGCAAACAACAGAAAAGAUUCAUUUACUGAUGCAUUUACAGUAAAUAUGUUACUCAUUACAAAUACGCACUAUUCAAUCUGCCAUUUAGAGUUGUAGUUAUGUAUCUCAGUAACACUCUCCAGGCGUCUCAUGUUUAAUGUAUUCAGUCUCAGUUUUGUAUAUCAUUCAGCAUUUAGCAUUAUGUAUUUGUUUUUUGUUUGUUUCAUAUUCUUUGUUGAAUACAGACACUAAAAGAGGAAAAUGCAACUUAAAUAAAACUACAAGAUCCUGAA
This is a messenger RNA of Myxocyprinus asiaticus (Chinese sucker), 2953 nucleotides long. RefSeq names its product activin receptor type-1-like. NCBI's taxonomy places the organism in Eukaryota, Metazoa, Chordata, Actinopteri, Cypriniformes, Catostomidae. Gene Ontology annotation, cellular component: BMP receptor complex; plasma membrane. Gene Ontology annotation, molecular function: transforming growth factor beta receptor activity, type I; ATP binding; SMAD binding. The transcript is spliced from 12 exons. The coding region runs from base 200 to 2230 and encodes 676 amino acids. The record is from RefSeq and is a predicted model, not a curated record. Gene Ontology annotation, biological process: heart development; cellular response to growth factor stimulus; protein phosphorylation.